This is a messenger RNA of Diospyros lotus (date-plum), 2174 nucleotides long. RefSeq names its product dihydroorotate dehydrogenase (quinone), mitochondrial. Gene Ontology annotation, biological process: 'de novo' pyrimidine nucleobase biosynthetic process; pyrimidine ribonucleotide biosynthetic process. The transcript is spliced from 13 exons. Gene Ontology annotation, molecular function: dihydroorotate dehydrogenase activity. The coding region runs from base 414 to 1781 and encodes 455 amino acids. Gene Ontology annotation, cellular component: cytoplasm; mitochondrial inner membrane. Lineage: Eukaryota; Viridiplantae; Streptophyta; Magnoliopsida; Ericales; Ebenaceae. The record is from RefSeq and is a predicted model, not a curated record.
AGAUUGCAAAUUUGGAAAGCAAUUGCAGCCUGCUGAUUCGCGCCUGAAGGUUUGGAGCAGCUAGAGGGAGACCCAUCGCCGCCGCCGGCCGCCGCUGCAACUUCCAUCUCUGCCUCCGCCGCCUCUCUCGCCGUCGGGGCGCCCCCUCACCUCUCUCGCCGCCGCCUCGCCUCUCGCCGCUCGCCGCUCGCCGCCGACCGCCGCUGCAUCCUCCAUCUUUUCCGCUGCCUCGCAUCUCUCGCCGUCGCCUCUCCUCUCUCGCCGCUGCAUCCUCCGCUCUCGUCAAGAAGAAGGCAAUAGAUUCAAAAUUGUACUAGAAAUAGGGUAAAGAUGCCUACGGGUAAACAUCGCAGGGAUUCAAGACAAAGAAGAGGCAAAGGAUAAUCAAGGAAAUCGACAAAAUUGCUAGUUCAAUGGCUACCGUCAAAUUUUUGAGACUGUGUUUGCACCAGAAGCCUAAAUCAGUGGCUGCUUUUGGAUUUGGAGACCCCAGAUAUUUCUCUUCUUCCGCCACCGAAUCUGCUCCCAAAGUUCCUCACUCUUCCAGAAAAGGGAGAUUAUGGACAGGUUUGCCAUUAGGCCUAGUCAUAGCCGGUGGAGCUUAUGCCAGUACUGUGGACGAAGCAACUUUCUGUGGUUGGCUAUUCUCUGCAACAAAACUUGUGAAUCCAUUCUUUGCCCUCCUGGAUGCAGAGGUUGCUCACCGUUUGGCUGUUUCAGCAGCCGCUCGUGGAUGGGUUCCUAAGGAGAAGAGGGCUGAUCCAUCAAUAUUGGGACUGGAAGUGUGGGGAAGGAGGUUUUCCAACCCUGUAGGUCUUGCUGCUGGGUUUGAUAAAAAUGCUGAGGCUGUUGAAGGAUUACUUGGGUUGGGUUUUGGCUUUGUGGAGGUCGGCUCAGUGACCCCUGUUCCACAGGAUGGUAACGCAAAGCCUCGUAUCUUUAGAUUGCGGCAAGCGGGUGCCAUAAUCAAUAGGUGCGGUUUCAAUAGUGAAGGGAUUGUCACUGUUGCCAAGAGAUUGGGUACCCAGCAUGGGAAGAGGAAGUUGGCUGAAACUUCAAGCACUUCAUCUUCCCCUGAGGAAAUCAAACAAGGAGGAAAAGCUGGUCCUGGAAUUCUUGGCGUCAACCUAGGGAAAAAUAAGACAAGUGAAGAUGCAGCUGCAGAUUAUGUACAAGGGGUUCAUACAUUGUCCCAGUAUGCAGAUUACUUGGUAAUUAAUGUUUCAUCACCUAACACCCCUGGGUUACGCCAGCUUCAGGGAAGAAAGCAGUUAAAGGACCUUGUUAAGAAGGUUCAAGCAGCACGGGAUGAAAUGCAGUGGGGUGAAGAAGGCCCACCUCCGUUACUUGUCAAAAUUGCUCCAGACUUGUCUAAACAGGACCUUGAAGAUAUAGCAGCUGUUGCUCUUGCUCUCCGUUUAGAUGGACUGAUUAUAUCAAAUACAACCAUUUCAAGACCAGAUCCUGUGAGUAAUAACCCCGUGGCUGAAGAAGCCGGUGGCUUAAGUGGAAAGCCUCUCUUUACAUUAUCCACCAAUAUCCUGAAAGAGGUCUAUGUUCUAACAAAGGGGAAGAUUCCUUUAAUUGGUUGUGGAGGUGUCAGCAGUGGUGAGGAUGCAUACAAGAAGAUACGAGCUGGGGCAACUCUUGUUCAGCUGUAUACAGCAUUUGCCUAUGGGGGACCUGCCCUCAUACCUGAGAUGAAGGCGGAACUAGCCAGAUGCUUAGAAAGGGAUGGCUUCAAGUCUGUUCAUGAAGCAGUUGGAGCAGAUUUUAGGUAGCUUCAAUCUCCUUCCUCAUUGCCUAGAGGAUGCUGGGAGCUGCUCCAAUCUACCUUUAUUCAUUUAUUGACACUCAAUCUGUACAUCGUUCAGUUUUUAUUUUACUUUUUUGCCCUUUUCACAUUUUUGGGUUGGGGAAGAGAUCCUUGAAGAUAUAGUAGACGACAUUGGACGGGAUUUUGAAGCUUUGAUUCGAUCUCCAGGGGAGGAAUUUUGAACUUUCUUCUUGUGGCUGGCAUUUGUAAGCUCGUGCAUCCCCAGCAAUGCGUAUAAUUUAUCCAAUUUUGAUGUUAGAAGACGCACGUGUUAUAGGGAUCUCACGUUAUAUUGUUGGCUUUGUAAUGACCUCAAUGGGGUACCCACCCAGGUGGAGUACUGAUCCUUUUUUAUUUU